Scleropages formosus (Asian bonytongue) is the source of this 1201-nucleotide messenger RNA. Its product is annotated as 5-hydroxytryptamine receptor 3A-like. The transcript has 6 exons. Gene Ontology annotation, cellular component: membrane. The coding region runs from base 34 to 1071 and encodes 345 amino acids. Gene Ontology annotation, molecular function: transmembrane signaling receptor activity; extracellular ligand-gated monoatomic ion channel activity. Gene Ontology annotation, biological process: monoatomic ion transmembrane transport. The record is from RefSeq and is a predicted model, not a curated record. Lineage: Eukaryota; Metazoa; Chordata; Actinopteri; Osteoglossiformes; Osteoglossidae.
UUUCUGUCCUGGAACCCCGCCGACUACGGGGGCAUGACAAGGUUCACCCUGCCAGCCUCGCGAGUGUGGACCCCCGACACGGUGGUGCGAGAGGCCGUAAGUGAGGACCGGCAGCAGAGCGCCCCCUACGUGUCUGUCAGCUUUUCCGGGGGGGUCCAGCUUGUAGAAUUGCUCCUGCUGGACCUGCGCUGUGACCUGAUCAUGUUCCUCUUCCCGUUCGACAAGCAGACCUGCAAUCUUACGCUGGGUUCCAACCUUCACACAGCCCAGGAGAUGGUGCUGCUUCUAGAAGAAUCCGCCCACUUCCGGCUCCCCACACUGAGCCUCCACGGGGAGUGGGAGCUGCUGUCAGUGCGAAGACACACCUUCGCUCAGGUGCAGGGGCGCCAGCCCUACUCCCGCAUCGCCUUCCAGGUGGAGCUGCAGCGCUACUCCCUGUUCUACGUGGUGAACCUGAUGGUGCCCAGCACCCUGGUGAUGAUUAUUGACCUGGCGGGCUUCUGCAUCCCCGUGGAGAGCGCCGAGCGCAUCCCCUUCAAGGUCACGCUGCUCUUCGGCUACACGGUCUUCCUGGUGCUCGUCACCGACCUGCUUCCGCCCUUCAGGGACACCACGCCCAUGCUGGGGCUCUACCUCGUGGUGUGCCUCGCCUUCCUGUCCCUCAGCAUGGGGGAGUCCGUGCUGCUCUUGGCCCUGGGUCAGCUGGACCUCCUGGAGCCGCUGCACCCCCUGCACAGCAUCGCCUCCGUGCUGUGUCCCCACGUCCUGCGUGAGCCCCGGCGACGCACCGCAACGGGGAAGCGGAGCGCGGCCCGAGGUCUCCAGCGCGCCUAUGGGCUCGUCCAACAGGGGGCAGAACCGAGCUGUGGACGCGGCUGCGUCCUCGAGGCCCUGGCCGAGGAGCUGAAGGAUGUGAGCGAGGAGCUUCAGACUCUCACAAACAGGGCGGAGAGUCGCCAGCAGGCCCUGCGGCUCAUGGAGGCGAUGGACCGACUGUGUUUCCGCGCGUACAUGAGCCUCUUCCUCGCCUUCGUCUUCGUCCUCACCCUAUGUUGGGCUCUCUACAGGUGACACACACCUACUCUGGGAUCCCUAAAGAUGACACACACCUGCACCUGUUUUAUUUGCACAACAGCACAACAUCACUGCAGGACAGUUUCAGUGUUUCACCUCCAGAACAUACCUGCCUCUAUGAACUCAU